Trichophyton rubrum CBS 118892 is the source of this 1848-nucleotide messenger RNA. Its product is annotated as rRNA processing protein RRP9. Bases 1 to 1848 code for a protein of 615 amino acids. The record is from RefSeq and is a predicted model, not a curated record. The transcript is spliced from 2 exons. Gene Ontology annotation, cellular component: small-subunit processome. Gene Ontology annotation, molecular function: protein binding; snoRNA binding. NCBI's taxonomy places the organism in Eukaryota, Fungi, Ascomycota, Eurotiomycetes, Onygenales, Arthrodermataceae.
AUGUCCUCGUUUUUCACACUCCCUGCGUCUCAGCGGAAGCGCAAGAGAGAGGACCGAGUGGGAGCUCCGGUAGCUAAAAAGCGAGGUGUUACUGGCAAAGGCGCACCACAGAGCGGUGAUAAGUCCCGGAGACAAGCGGAAAGAGACGAAUCAAUAUCAGGGAGUGAUUCUGAAGGAGAUGAGAGGUCAGAGGUAUCGGCUGGUUCUGAGGACGAAUCGCUCUCUGGGUCAGAGGGGGACGAGACUGCGGCCGAGCGACGAUUGAGAUUGGCAGAGCAAUAUUUGCACAAUGUCAGGGAAGAAGUAGAUGAGGUUGGAUUCGAUGCCGCAGAGAUAGAUCGGGAUUUGAUUGCUGAAAGAUUGAAAGAGGAUGUGGACGAAUCCAAAGGCCGAGCAUAUAGAUUGGUUGCCUCGGCGCUCUCGCUCUCAGCUGCUUCUCAUUCAUAUUUCCGUGUAGACACGAAUACUACCACUGCCAUUGCCCUACACUAUCCAUAUGUCUACACUACAUCAAAGGACAUGACUCUGAUAAAAUGGGAACUGUCCACGCCUCCUCCAACAUCCUCUACGCAGAACGGGAAUACCCAACUAAGCCGACCAUUGCGGAAAAAGCCUAAGAAGUUAAAAUGGGCGAAAGGAUUACGGCCAUCUAGAGAUGGCAGGGAAAGGCAAGGACACGUUAGCGAGAUUCUGACUGUUGCGGUUUCACCAUCUGGUCAAUUCGUUGCUACUGGUGGUGCCGAUAAUCGGUUAAUUAUCUGGGAUGCCAAUACCCUCACUCCAUUGAAAACAUUCACACAACAUCGCGACUCUGUCAGCAGUUUGGCAUUUACCCAACGGAUAUCCUCGUCAAGUUCUGGUGAACAGCUGUUUUCUGCCUCGUAUGACCGAACCAUCAAAACCUGGUCCUUGAGCCCUGACGCCCACGCCUACGUAGAAACGCUUUUCGGCCACCAAGAUCAUGUUUCAGGGGUGGCUUCUAUGAUAACAGACCAAUGUGUCAGCGUUGGUUCUAGAGACCGUACCGCAAGGCUUUGGAAAGUCAUUGAUGAAACACAGCUGGUAUUUCGAGCCGGAGGCAUGUCUAAACUCUCCCAAUACUCCAUAAAUUCAACGGACUGCGUAGCCGCCUUGCCACCAGCCCAUUUCGUCACUGGUUCAGACUCCGGCGCCAUAUCUCUAUGGUCUAUCUACAAGAAAAAACCCCUUCACACAAUUUAUGAAGCCCAUGGCCUAGACCCCCUCCCCCCUCCUGAAAAACUCUCGUCCGAAAUAGACGUUGACGUGCAGGCUGCAAAAACGGCGAAUGUUCGCCAAAGCCCACGCUGGAUAACAGCAUUAGCCACAGUACCGGGCACAGACAUCGUGCUAAGCGGUAGCUGGGACGGGUGGGUUCGUGCCUGGGGAGUCUCUGAAGAUAAGCGUCGUCUUCACCCUCUAGGUUGUGUUGGCGGAAAGGAUGCGCCAAAGGAACUGUCUCUAUCCAACGGCACGUCUAAUGCGCUUUCAGAUGUUACGCCAAUGGACACCAAUGAAGACGACCAAUCUCAUACCGCACCUCCACUUCGGGGUAUCGUGAAUGGAAUAUGUGUUUACGAACGCCGAGGCACUGAUUCUGCGAAACCUGGUCGUCCCCUUUCUACAUCUACAUCGAAGAAGAAAAAGGGGUCCACGGCAAAGUCGCAUGAGACUAACGUGAAGGGCCUGUGUAUAGUAGCCGCACUAGGCAAGGAACAUCGUCUUGGACGUUGGAAGGUAUUUGAUGCCAAUGAUUCGAAGAAUAUUGGAUGUGGUGAGGUAGGGGGAAGGAAUGGCGCUGUCGUAUUUGAAGUGCCUUUUGCCAGUUGA